Molecule: messenger RNA, 2249 nt
Organism: Anopheles coluzzii
Lineage: Eukaryota; Metazoa; Arthropoda; Insecta; Diptera; Culicidae
Exons: 2
Coding region: 545-1555 (336 amino acids)
Source: RefSeq, a predicted model, not a curated record
CACCCGAUCCCGAUCAUUCAACUCGGACGACUCUUAAUCGACAGGGGUUGCUUCAGGCUAGCGCGUACGGUAUGGGGAUACUGCUAGCAUCUUUCUCUGCCCUUUCCUCUCCCCCGCCCUUCCUAACCCUCGUCCACAAAGAAACAAAAUGUGUUUUUGUGUCGAUAGAUCGCGUUGAUCGCUGGCUCGACUGGUGCAGACGCAAAAGGCAAAUCACACCCCAUCCGGGAAGACAGUUUACUGGUGCGUUACACAAUGCCGAGUGGCCGAGCUGAAACUUUCCACCCCACCCGGCCGAGCUGCUGAAGAUGCUGCGACCGGGCGCGCUCACACACCCGUGGUCGGUUUGGGUACGGUGGCCCCCACCAAAAACGAUCGCACACCGGCCCCAAAGCCUAUUGUUGUUUGGCUUUGGCGUCCGAACCACUGCACGGGUGGAGCGCGCACGCGUACCGGGGCGGAAUGGUAUAAAAUUGAGCGCAGAUGCGUUACCAAUUAUCAGUUUGGCAGUGUCUCGUGGAUCACAAACAACACGCAGCCAACAAUGAAGGUCCUUUUAGUACUGUGUGCACUCACGGUGUGCACAUCAGCCACUUUCGACCAACUGUUCAAAAAGAAGGACUUCGACUUGAGCGGGCUGUUUGACGGGCUGUUCGAAAAGGAGAAGCAUCACGGUCCACCGCCACCUCCUCGGCCCGUCUACGGCCCACCGCCGGUACAUCACGCUCCGCCGCCGCCGCCGCCACCUCCGGCCUACGGACCACCGCCAGCCCCGGUGUACGGACCGCCGCCCCCGCAAUCGUACGGCCCACCGCCCCCGCAGUCUUACGGCCCUCCGCCACCAGUGCAUCACGCACCGCCGCCACCUCCGCCACCGCCACCACGUCCAGUGUACGGACCGCCGCCCCAGCAAUCGUACGGCCCUCCGCCACCAGUGCAUCACGCCCCACCACCGCCACCUCCGCCUCCGCCGCGCCCAGUGUAUGGACCUCCUCCGCCAGUGCAUCACGCACCUCCUCCGCCACCACCGCCGCGCCCAGUCUACGGACCCCCUCCGCCAGUGCAUCACGCACCUCCACCGCCUCCGCCACCACCGCCGCGUCCAGUGUACGGUCCGCCGGCCCAGGCCUAUCACGCACCACCACCGCCGCCGCCGCCCCGUCCAGUCUACGGCCCGCCAGCAGUACAGUACGCACCUGCCCCACCGCCGCCACCACCGCCACAGCCCGCCUACGUCCCACCAGCACCGGUGUAUCAAGCGCCUCCUCCCGCCCCCGUUUACAGUGCGCCCCCACCCGCCCCCGUCUACAGUGCACCCCCGCCAGCCCCCGCCUACCAGCCGCCCGUGUACAGUGCACCGCCGCCACCGCCGCCACCACCACCACCACCACCGCCAGUCUACAGUGCGCCUGCCCCGCGCCCAGAACCGAUACAGCUGCUCCCGCUGCAGAACAACCCAGUUAGCUUUUCGGGUGCCAGCUCGGCUUCCGUCGCGUCCGGCUCGGUCACCAACGAUGGUUAUCACUAUGGCGUCGGUCACGGCUCUGGCCACUAGCCGGCCCGGUGAGCACUGAGCUCAUUUCCUUUUUCACCCUCCGCUGUCUAACGGCUAUCGCCAUGCGCUGCAAUUCUUUCACCCCUUCCCUAUCCCCCUAUCCGUACCGCCCCCGCUAGAGGGAACGAAUCCGCUUCCGGAUUGUGCAAUACCAAAAUAAUGUCUUAAUGUUUGUUAAAUAUGCUUCCCAAGCACCGUACCUUUGCAGCGACGAGCUGCCCGGAGCAUUUCAGGGACACGAUUCUGCUUUAAUCGCGCCAAUAGUUAUCCCGAUACGCGCGUUGCCUACUGUUCUGCGCGAUUAGGUCAGCGGGAACGUCUAGCCACAGUGAAUCUGCACUAUUCAUUCAUCACCUAUGAGCACAGGGUCAAAUCUGUGGAUAGAAAGAGAAAGAGAAAGAGAAAGCGCACGAGAAAGGAUCGGCAGAUGUUUUGGCAGAGUAGUAACAAAGUAACAGUCUGAACAAAUACAGCAAGGGGCAAGUGUGAGCUGAGCGAUAUAAGGUGUUGUAAUCGCGGAGCACAUAGAUCUGCGUGAGAUCAACACGUCUGCAAAAGUGCUGGUGACACUGCACAAGCUCAGUCGCACUUGCUUCCAAUAUGGUUGCCAUAUGUCAUUAAAUCGUUUUUCAAACGGCAUGCUACAAGUACUGAAAUCAGUUUAUCAGUUUAUAAAGAAACAUGAAACGAAUAA